Messenger RNA from Dama dama (fallow deer), 2624 nucleotides. It is a transcript of the gene BAIAP2, whose product is annotated as BAR/IMD domain containing adaptor protein 2. Bases 92 to 1819 code for a protein of 575 amino acids. Gene Ontology annotation, molecular function: protein binding; cytoskeletal adaptor activity. The transcript has 15 exons. Lineage: Eukaryota; Metazoa; Chordata; Mammalia; Artiodactyla; Cervidae. Gene Ontology annotation, biological process: actin filament bundle assembly; actin crosslink formation; positive regulation of actin filament polymerization. Gene Ontology annotation, cellular component: cytosol; nucleoplasm. The record is from RefSeq and is a predicted model, not a curated record.
GAGGUCCCAGUGAUCAUAGGGGAGCAGAGGCGGGAGUCACGCAGCGCUGCCCCAAGAGGCCAGACUCUCUGUCUCAGGAGGGUGAUCCCUCAUGCCCCUCUCACCCCACCCCUCCUUCAGUGUGAGCCGGGCCCUCUGCCCAGAGCCUCACGCGGUUGGUGCUCUGGAAGGGGGGCAGCAGCCUCAGGCGAGGACAGCCUCCUUUGAGGAAUGCUGCCAGCUUUCCCCAGAAGAGCGUGGAUGGUGGCACCCAACCGGGUGUGGGUCGUUGGCCCCAAAGCUGGUGCCUGUUCUGCCUGUGACAGAGACCAUCAUGGAACAGUUCAACCCCAGCCUGCGGAACUUCAUCGCCAUGGGCAAGAACUACGAAAAGGCACUGGCAGGUGUGACGUAUGCUGCCAAAGGCUAUUUUGACGCCCUGGUGAAGAUGGGCGAGCUGGCCAGCGAGAGCCAGGGCUCCAAAGAACUCGGGGAUGUUCUCUUCCAGAUGGCCGAAGUCCACAGGCAGAUUCAGAAUCAGCUGGAAGAAAUGCUGAAGUCUUUUCACAACGAGCUGCUCACGCAGCUGGAGCAGAAGGUGGAGCUGGACUCCAGGUACCUGAGUGCUGCACUGAAGAAAUACCAGACGGAGCAGAGGAGCAAAGGUGAUGCACUGGACAAGUGCCAAGCUGAGCUGAAGAAACUCCGCAAAAAGAGCCAAGGGAGCAAAAACCCCCAGAAAUACUCGGACAAGGAGCUGCAGUACAUCGACGCCAUCGGCAACAAGCAGGGUGAGCUGGAGAGCUACGUGUCCGACGGUUACAAGACCGCCCUCACCGAGGAGAGGAGGAGGUUCUGCUUCCUGGUGGAGAAGCAGUGCGCCGUGGCCAAGAACUCCGCCGCCUACCACUCCAAGGGCAAGGAGCUGCUGGCACAGAAGCUGCCGCUAUGGCAGCAGGCCUGCGCCGACCCCAACAAGAUCCCCGACCGCGCCGUGCAGCUGAUGCAGCAGAUGGGCAACAGUAAUGGCUCCAUCCUCCCCAGUGGCCUGUCGGCCUCCAAGUCCAACCUGGUCAUCUCAGACCCCAUUCCGGGGGCCAAGCCCCUGCCGGUGCCCCCCGAGCUGGCCCCGUUUGUGGGGCGGCUGUCUGCCCAGGAGAACGCACCCGUCAUGAACGGCGUCUCGGGCCCAGACAGCGAGGACUACAACCCGUGGGCUGACCGCAAGGCCGCCCAGCCCAAGUCCACGUCUCCCCCGCAGUCUCAGAGCAAGUUGAGCGACUCCUACUCCAACACGCUUCCUGUGCGCAAGAGCGUGGCGCCCAAGAACAGCUACGCCACCACCGAGAACAAGACCCUGCCACGCUCGAGUUCCAUGGCCGCCGGCCUGGAGCGCAACGGCCGCAUGCGGGUGAAGGCCAUUUUCUCCCACGCGGCCGGAGACAACAGCACCCUGCUGAGCUUCAAGGAGGGCGACCUCAUCACCCUGCUGGUGCCCGAGGCCCGAGACGGCUGGCACUAUGGAGAGAGCGAGAAGACCAAGAUGCGGGGCUGGUUUCCCUUCUCCUACACCCGAGUCCUGGACAACGAUGGCGGGGACAGGUUGCACAUGAGCCUGCAGCAGGGCAAGAGCAGCAGCACGGGUAACCUCCUGGACAAGGAGGACCUGGCCCUCCCGCCCCCCGACUACGGGACGUCCUCCCGGGCCUUCCCCACCCAGACGGCCGGCACCUUCAAGCAGAGGCCCUACAGCGUGGCCGUGCCCGCCUUCUCCCAGGGUCUGGAUGAUUAUGGGGCACGGGCCGUGAGCAGUGCCGAUGUGGAAGUGGCCAGAUUUUGAGCGGCCCCUGACUAGAGUUAGAACCCCUUCGCCAGCGUCCAGCUAAAGCCGACAGUGACCAACGACAGGUCUGCCCCACUCCUCAGCUGACCGCCGCGUCUGCGCCCACCGCCUGUGGGGACCCCUGCCCUGCCCUGUAACCUGUUUUGUUACAAUAGGCUUGUUCCCUGUUAGAGAAUUCCCUCCUUCCAAACCCUUCUGCCCCCACCUCAGUCUGGUCUGGGCUGGACCCCGGCUCUUGCCACAGGGUCAGGAGGUGGCACCUGGGCCGUGCUUGAGGAGAAUGAGGGGGGCUGGCCCCGGGCCCUGGGGCCAACUUUUCGGGCCAGGCAUGUCUGUUGUGUAGGCCGGGGAGCCUCCAGGGUGCAUGGAAGGUCAUCCCGUCGGCUUGUCGCUGAAGGGGAGCCCCUGUCCGGUCAGUCACGAGGCCACUCACCUGUGCGUGCCUGCAGGCAGGACACAAGGGCGCGGGGAGCGGAGGGUCUGCCCCUUUUCUCAGAAGACGGAUUUAUUAAGAACACGUAACCUCCUGGCAGACUCUUGCCUGGGGCUCUGCUGGGUCUCCCUGUGCCCACUGGCAGUUUGGGGGGCUUCUCCCUGCCCAUACCCGAACUCCUACCCAGAAAUGGCUGCAGGGGCCUGGCUCUCCUCCCUGGCCCCAAGGAGGGGGUCAAUGCUGUGUCCUGGGUCCCCGAGCUGUGUACCAUUGAGGCGGUCCUGGCCCAGGGCGUCUGGGUGGGCUUCCCCCCUUGAUGCCCUGGCUGCUUCCCUAUUUCAGCUGAAAUACAAGAUUUUAGAAACUUUU